Rhipicephalus sanguineus (brown dog tick) is the source of this 3183-nucleotide messenger RNA. RefSeq lists its product as uncharacterized. NCBI's taxonomy places the organism in Eukaryota, Metazoa, Arthropoda, Arachnida, Ixodida, Ixodidae. The transcript is spliced from 2 exons. The record is from RefSeq and is a predicted model, not a curated record. The coding region runs from base 725 to 2866 and encodes 713 amino acids.
GCGGCCGGCACUUGUCGGAAGCGAACGCCACCGCGGGACUCGCUAUCUGUAACACCGGCUCCUCACUCGAUCUGGCACUGGUGUCGCAGUGCUGCGCGUACUCGUGGACACGAGCCCGUGACACCUGCGGUUGGGACUAUAACUACCCCAUCGUCCUCUCGCCCUACCAUCCGAGACGUGGGGAGGGUGUUUUCCGCGAGUUGUGCACGAACCGAGAGCCCGCCAGUGGUUGGGUGUGGAAGCCGCUGUGACGAGACAGUAAGAGGAAAAAGAAGGGGAUGGAAAACGUUUCACGACGAAGGGGAAUGACAUGCCAAGUGGAUUUACGGAGUGAACAGUAUCGUUGUGAGCACAGAGAUACCAGGAGUCACUUAGGACAAAUACUGUGAAGCUCCAAGGUGAAAGCAAGAGCCGAUAUGUUUACUUCGAACCUUGACUGCAUUUCUAAGGGCCCGCGAGUGCUACUUACUGCUAGCGUCUCCACUCCAACAGAGCAAUAGCUAGACUGUUAUUCUCCGUUCGGAGAAAAACGCCGCUUUUCAAGCGCCGUCGCGCGUCGCAUCUGUGCUGCCUCUGCGUUUGUCAGGAAAGGAAGCUUGCGUGCGUUGCUCAAAUUGCCAUCUCCGAGAUUAGGCGGCGUCGCGCGUGACAUGGAGACCGGACACGCGUCAGCGGUUUGUCGCAUUUGUGGACGGAAGAACUCCCAGUGACUGGAUCAUUCGCCAUGCCCAAGCGCAAGCGUACGAAUGACGACCAAGGGUGUUCUCGGAGCAAACCGAUGUCAAUCACGUCAGCCUUCGAGUUUGAGAACAGUCGUUUCCACUGCUUCAGCAUAAACUAUCCGACUACGUGCAGGAGCAGCGAGGGUCGGCCUUGCGAUAUUUUCAGGGACCUUACCACAUGGAACAAAUUUUUCACGGAUGUCGGUCUCCUGCUAAGGGAGCUUUACCCUGGCCAACUUUCUCUCGUCACAGUGGAUGGCCUACACAUUCCCUUGGAGUCGCCGCGACGCCAGCACGCGGCCGCUACGCUUCUGCACCGCCUGCUGAUUUAUCACAGCUGUUUGGUUUCCGUGGUCUUGACCAGCCGCAUUAUUGAGAACCACAACCAACUCAUAUGCGACGCGUUGCCCAAGAGCCCGAGCCUUCGAAAGCUCGAGGUGUGCAUGUGCGACAUCACCAUGCUUGAGUCACAGAGCUUCGCUGUCGCGUUUCCACUCCUGAACCAUCUGCAAGAGCUGAACUGCGAGAUGAAUACAUUUGAGCGGAGUUUCUGCGAGGGUCUUUCGGAGUUGCUGGUGAACACCGCAUCCCUGAUGACGCUCAAACUAAGCGCAAAUUUUAUGGAGGACGAAGACGGGGUGGUCAUUUUUAACGGACUCAAGCGAAACAGGACAGUUACGACGCUCUCGUUAGGCAGGUGCGUAAGCAGGUUUUUGCCCCAGUGCGGCUUCGUGUUCGCCGACUACCUGUGCGAGAACCAGACGCUUCGUAGCCUGAGCGUGACGUCGUGCUGCCCGAAAGACGACUACGUACCGUCUCUGAUCAUCCGCUCGCUGUUCAGCAAUACCACUAUCUCCGAGGUGAGCCUGGUCGAUUUCUCGCUGGAUAACGAGAACAGCCGCUUCGUAGCCGAGAUGCUCAGUGAAAACCGGUCGCUGAGGGCGUUCCACAUGGUAGAGUGUGAUUUGUACAGCAGUCACAGAGUCACCGAAUCGGAUGGCGUGUCCGGCCGGAUCUGUCCAUGGAUAACAGCUCUCGGCGAGAACGCUACGGUAGAAAGGCUGACUAUGGAUCUCUCUUGCUUCAACCUGGAGGAGUGCAGGUCUCUCUUCAAGGCAAUCGCGUCCAACAAGUCCCUGAAGAGCAUCGCCGUGGAUCGUUUCUUACCCACGACCGAGAUAUGUAGGGCCCUGCGAGAGACUGGCCUGCUGGAACGCUUCUCCUUCUCCAGACCACACGUUGUCAGCGACCCCGUCAUCACACUCAGGGAGUGCAAGGAGCUGUCCUACAUCAGCAUCACCCCGACUGCCCUCAGUUUUUUCGACUCAUUUCAUACCGCCCUGGACUUGUUGCCUUCGUGCAAUCACGUGACAUCGCUGGCCCUCAGGGGAUUGCGGCUGCGGUUGGAGGACAAUACCAUGUCGUUGAUGGCACCGUACAUUAAGGCCACGAAGGUGCUCAGAUAUCUGAAAAUUAGCUCAUUCCCCAGAACCUCGUCAACCAUGGACCGUCCUGAGAGGCUACUGAUGCAAGCGUUGUGCUUCAACAACAGCAUACGCAAGCUGUUCAUUAGGGGGAUCUAUUUCGACGAGGUCGAGAUUCAGAUGCUCGUGGACAAGUUACAGGCCAGUCGGACGCUUUACAACCUGUCCUACCUACCGUACCUAGACAAGAGGUCGGCCAACCUGCUGACCCAGAAGCUGUCACCGAGAGUAUCAAGCAACUACACGCUCCUCGGCAUGCAGUUGUGUAGGUGCUGGCCAAUGCGCGACGACUUGUUCGCCAUUGGCAACGUCGUGCGCCGCAACCUAUCGCUUGUGACGCGCGCCGCGCACUUCGUCAUGGGAACGAGACACAGAUACUGCGCCGCAGCUGCCGAAUUGGUGCACUGGAACCCCGGGUUGGUGGCGAAAGUGCAGGCACUCGCAUCCGUCGACGAAAACGAGGCUGUGUCGCGAAUCGAGAACAGCGUCAAGAGCUUCUCCGAGUUGGACGACUUCAUGUGCGUGGCAGGUGUUGUCAAGUAUGGUGUGACUUGCCACAGACGCGAUGACGGUCAGCUGCAACUGACCGACCUCAGUCGAGACUGCUGGCUGCACAUACGGCAGUACCUGAAGAUGGGUGACAUCUUGGAUGCCUGGUAGGCUGCGGAUCUUUGUGUCCUAUGCUGUGGUCAAGUGCAGUGCAUCCAAGAUCACGCGAAUUCAUGCUGUGUCGUUUUCGCGCGCCACCUCUGCGCAACGUCCUGCGUGUACUGACUGGUGCAGUAUCUACUGUAUGGCGAGUUUGUACGCGUAACUUGCUACUCGAAACAUCAGUGCCUCAUUCGCGACUAAUAAUUUGGACAUUGGGUGAUCUCAAACAACUUUAUACGCUUUCAUUGGGUCAUUAAACAAGAGUUUCGUAAAGUAGUGACAAUUUGUGUGCUGUGAUUGAGUCGUCGACAGCUUGUGUGCGAUAU